Drosophila mauritiana is the source of this 2069-nucleotide messenger RNA. RefSeq names its product endothelin-converting enzyme 2. The record is from RefSeq and is a predicted model, not a curated record. The transcript has a single exon. Gene Ontology annotation, molecular function: metalloendopeptidase activity. Bases 31 to 1926 code for a protein of 631 amino acids. Gene Ontology annotation, cellular component: plasma membrane. Lineage: Eukaryota; Metazoa; Arthropoda; Insecta; Diptera; Drosophilidae. Gene Ontology annotation, biological process: protein processing.
UGUUGUUUCAUUGUGAAUCGAGCGAGCUUAAUGGGAUGUUCACUUUUGCUGUGCUCUUGCCUGGUGGCAUUAUUCAUUCCCAUCCAGGCAAUAGUGGACAUCAACGUGGCAACGGCGAACGAUAUUCACAAUAAUCUCAAUAGAACAACAUCACCGUGCACGAAUUUCUGGAAUUUUGCCUGCGGUAGCUUCUCCAGUCCCUCUGAAUAUGUGGACAACUUUGAACGGGUCGAGGAUCAGUUUGCCAGUGCCAUGGUGGAGUUCAUGGAGAGCCACUUGGGAGAAAACGAUACACUGGCGCCCCGACUGAUAGGGCAAAUGCGACAGUACUACAAGGCCUGCACGGAGGAUACGCGAAAGCUUCACGGGAAUCCUCGUCCCCAAGAACUGGUCAAUCACUGGACUUUGCAUCCUAAAAAGUUUCUCGUAGACGGCUUGAAUGGUGUAUUCAUUGAUGAGCGAGUUGAUGUGGCCGCCAAUGAUUCCAUUCGUUGGGUUAUUCAGUUAAGGAUGCCUGAUCCAUCUGAUAGAUAUAGUGACCGGCGUGUCUUGCAGCUCAUGCGCCUUUACGAAGAAGCGUGGUACACGAGGGGAGUGGUUGAACUGGUGGAGAAAAUGCAUCAGCUGCAGGAUAAGUAUCGUGAAGAAAAUCCUGUUGUAUAUACAUGGAGCUAUAGUGAAUUAAGGCAGCAAGUCCCCAUCCCACAUUCCUUUUUUAUUGAAUUAUUGGGUGUCAACCAGGAGCUCGAUCAUCUGACUUUCGAGGUGAGUGAUGUGGAGUAUUUGCGGGAAUGUUUUCGCUUUCUACGGGAUUUCGCCAGUGAGCCGAGGGACACGUAUAUUCGAGCACGCCAAUAUGUUUUAUUGGAGGAGUCGGAGCCAAGGGAGCGGAAUCCAAGGAGCUGCAUUCACCACAUGCGUGCCUAUUUACCCCUGGGCAUGAACUACAUCUAUGAUCGCUUUAUAUACCAAAACCGGAAGGAGGAUACCAGUAGGGUAUUGGAGAUUUUAUCCACUUUAAAGGCAGUUUUUGGCAAAUAUUUAGAUGCCAAUCGCCUGCAGCUUACGCCAAACCAAUUGGCCUAUGUGAGAGCAAAGUUGGAAGGUAUUAAGAUCAAAAUAGGAAAUUUACCCGAGGAGAAAUCCCCCGAGUUCUAUAACAACCACUAUGGGAGUGCGAACUUUUCCGCGACAAACUUCCUGGCCAAUCUCCUUGAAGCGUUGGCUCUACGUACCCGUCUCCAGAAUGCUGGACUGCUUGCAAGGAAUUCUCGAGUGGAUCUGCGGCACUACUAUGUCAACGAUAACGUGAGGAAGGCACGCACGUCUCCCUUCUACGAGAACGAAAGGAACACCAUUACUGUUCCCAUGGAAUUUUUGCAGUGGCCCUUGUUCGAUCACCGAGAGCACACCAUCUUCCAGCACAGUCUUCUGGGCGCAGUCCUGGGCCACGAGAUGAACCACGCCUUCGAACAGGAAGGUAUACUCUUCGAUGCCGCCGGAAAUGAGUCACCUGUGGGCUUGGAGAUCCGGGAGUCACAACCUUUCCGGGAUGCCAUCAAGUGUGCGGAGAAGCAACCAUUCGUCUCGCUGAAAGAACGCCUGGCAGAUCUCAAUGGCCUUCAACUGGCGUACGAUGCCUUCUUUGGCUUGGCCCACGACUCCCGGCAGUUCGAGUACCGCCCGUAUGCCUUUGAGCGUGAGUUCACGGCUCCCCAGCUGUUCCACCUUAGCUACGCUCAGUUCUUCUGCGGAUCCCUGCCGCCGGUGAUCGCCCACGAUCGGGAUGAUGAGCGUGUGAACGUCAGCGUUGGCAAUUUGCGUCAAUUUGCAUACGAUUUUAAUUGCGAAACGAGUCCCUCGUCCGUCUGCGAAAUGUGGCGCCCAGGGGAGGAGGCUAAUUCAAAUCGAAAUGUGCAUCCAUAACAAUAAAAUGUAACACGGAAUAUAUUGUGAUCAAAUGGGAUCCCCUGCCAAUUGAUAUUUGAUUUCAAUUGUUUCUAACACUUUUUGCAGUUAUACCCUGGAAACGUAUAAAUGCAGUUAUAUGUUAUAAAUAAAAAAGCAAA